Trachymyrmex septentrionalis is the source of this 14717-nucleotide messenger RNA. RefSeq names its product basement membrane-specific heparan sulfate proteoglycan core protein (gene trol). NCBI's taxonomy places the organism in Eukaryota, Metazoa, Arthropoda, Insecta, Hymenoptera, Formicidae. The transcript has 61 exons. Gene Ontology annotation, cellular component: plasma membrane; axon. Bases 992 to 14518 code for a protein of 4508 amino acids. The record is from RefSeq and is a predicted model, not a curated record. Gene Ontology annotation, molecular function: calcium ion binding; cell-cell adhesion mediator activity. Gene Ontology annotation, biological process: homophilic cell-cell adhesion; dendrite self-avoidance; axon guidance.
GAGACAGCACGUCCACCACCGCGUGUGCGGCAGUGGGGAUCAGAAGAGGGAGAGAAAGGGAGAGUGGGAGAGAGAUAAUCGACGCGGGUGAGGAAUCUGAUAGAGCGAGACGGCGGAUCAAAGAAUCCGAAGGAGGGAGAGAACGUGCCGAUCCGCGGCGCGAGGUGGGAGAGACCGCGAGAUCGCGUCGGCGAAAUACAAAGAGAGGGAGAGAGAGAGAAUGAGUGACGGCGAUAGAGGGAGCGAAUAGGAAGAGGGGGAAAGACGAACUCUCCUCCUGGUGGAGAGAGAAUCCAACGUGGAGAAAGAGGAAGUCGGGCCGCGAACGCGGGACGAGGAGAGCGAGUGGCGAGAGAGAAAGAGCCGGACCCGCGGCGUGUGAGGAGAGGGAAAACCACGGGGGCUUUUGAAAAAGUUUUAUCUUGUCGGUGCGCACGGCCUCUCAGACGCUACCGAACGCCGGUACGGUGUUGUUGGGCCACGUCGCGGCCUCCUCGGCGACGAAUUUCUAGGAAAGAGAACGAACGGAGAGAGAAAGGAAGGAAGAAAGAGAGAAAAGGCAGAAAAUCCCUUUCGUCGUGCGCUUCGCGAUUUCCGGUCCCGGUCCCGGUCCCGGUCGGUCCUACCGUCAACUUCCGUCCAUCUCGUCCGCCCGCGCGCCCGCGGACGUUCGCGCGAGAGAAUCCCGCGAGGACCGCCGAGAAGGAGGCUCGCGACGUACAUCAUCCGCAGGAUAAGAGGGCAAAUUUCUUCUGCGUGUCCUUGGAGGAAUUGUUCUUCUUUCGCCCGUCUCGCCAUGUGCCAACGUCGCUGAGGUGUCCCGCAGUGCCGAUCGAGAGAAAGAGCGAGCGAGAGAGAAAGAGAAAGAGGGACGAAUACGGCGAGGUAAGAAGAGGGAGAGAGAGAGAGAGAGAAAGAGGGUCAGUCAGGAAGAGGGCGAAGAGGUCGAGAAGUGACUCCUUGCCGGUCGCGACAGACGGCCAGCGGCGAGAUGAAGAACCGUGUGUUGCUAAAGAGUGCAUUGCUCCUGUUGCUGAUCGCGGCGGAUGGCCUGGUGACAGCAUUAGAGGAUGACGACUUGAUUUUCGAUCCGGAGGGCAAACAAACUGCGGCUCAAGCACCAUUGAUCGAAACGCAUCAGGACGAUUCUUUUUUUCACAGGAUAAAGAGAGGAGUUUCGGAUUUAUUUACAUUAGCCCGGGGGAUUGCGACAACUACACCAUCAGAUCAAGAAGAAGAAAAUGAGAUUCAAAAUCAAGAUAUUGACAAAUCCGUCAUCUUAAACGUUGGAGAUGAAGGAAAUCAUACUGUUGAUCAGCCUGAAGUGCCAAAUGCCAAAACGGGUAUCGGUGUCAUCCAAAGAUUGGUCCUCGAGAAGAACGAAAACAAUGACGAAGCAGAUGAGCACGAAAAUGAAAUUAAUAACCCUGCAGAAAGUCAGAGAAUACCACUAACGUACGGAAAUACUGAUGAUGAAGAUUUGGCUGGUUCAGGAGAAAUCGAAGGCAGCGCAGGCGAAGUGGAUUAUUCUCCCAACUCAGGAAAUACACAUCGCAACACUGAUGGCAAAGCACGUUUCUAUCGAAUAACAUUGACAGUUGGCGAGCCGUACAGACGAGAAUACGCUGACAGAAACAGUCUUGAAUACCGAGAAUUGAGUAGCAAUCUUACACACGCCGUCGAAAAUUUGUAUAAUCGUCACAUUCCAGGAUACAAUCAUUUCGCCAGCGUCGUCAAGAUAUCGCCAACGACCGACGCUUUUACGUCGCAAGUUACUCUAGACAUUGGUUCGACAUUCACGGACGAGCUCGAAGUGCGUGCUAUCCUAGAGCAACAGCUGCAAUAUCAUUCCUUGGGCAGUAUCCAAGUAGGUCCGGAGGGAUUCACGUUCAGGAUAUUCCAAGCCGGAGAGAAAGACACGCAGCCGGAAUGCGAUCAGAUGACAGAAUUAAGAUGCAGAAGCGGCGAAUGCGUACCUUUAGAAUCCCGCUGUGAUGGUGUAUCACAAUGCAACGAUAGUUCCGAUGAGGACAACUGCCCGACAGAUUCAUUGAAUAAGACACGCGACGAUUUUGAAUACACCACUGUGACAUCACAACAUCCCUCGCUACAUUUCCCGACGGAUACGACUCACACGGUAAAUCCGGAAGUACCGGACAUCGACGACAAGCAGAUCGAGGAGUCCACGCUGAGGUCGUCUUCGAACAAGUGCCGCGCCGAUGACACGGUACGCUGUCACGACGGCAGUCGUUACAUCUGUUCGGUACAACAGUGCGAUGGCGUUCCGGACUGCGAUGAUGGUGGUGACGAGAUCGAUUGCCCGCAUCCAGGCUGUAGUGCUGGCGAAUUCGCGUGCGACGUAAACAGAUGUAUAUUGGAAUCUCAACGAUGCAACUUUAUGGAGGAUUGCCAAGAUGGGAGCGACGAACAUGACUGCAGUUAUCCAGCGUGUUCUUCGACCGAGUUCAUAUGCAGAAACGGUCAAUGUAUCGACAGUAACAGAUACUGCGAUGGCGUGCAAGAUUGCCACGAUGGAUCCGAUGAACACAAUUGCCCCUGCAAGGAAGACCAAUUCGAAUGCGCGCCUGGUUAUUGCGUGCCCUUAUCACGGCGCUGUGACGGAUACACGGACUGUAUCGGUGGAAGGGACGAACAAAAUUGUUACAACAUGACACGAUGUCGAGCGGACGAAUUCGAGUGCGCCAGCGGUUCAUGUGUCAGCAAAAAUGCAAGAUGUGAUGGACGAAACGAUUGUCUCGAUCAUUCUGAUGAAUAUAAUUGCAACGUAACCACCUGUAGUGGGGAUCAAUUCCGUUGUCUGGAUGGCAUCUGCUUGAGUAUCGACAAGCGUUGCAACGGAAUCGCCGAUUGCCGUAACGGCGAAGAUGAGAGCCAAUGCGGUUGCGGAGACACCGAGUUUCGCUGCACGGACGGCCGCUGCAUCAACUACGUGUUGCAGUGCAACGGGGUGAACGAGUGCUCUGACGGCUCUGAUGAGAGGGACUGCGGUUUGGCCCCGUGCCCUUCCACGGACUUCACCUGCGGGGAUGGCUCUUGCAUAUCGAAGAGCUCGGUCUGUGACGGAUUCGACGACUGCCCCAGGGCAGAAGACGAGCUUUAUUGCGAGCGGGAAUGCACGCCUAACCAGUUCAAAUGCGCCACCGGGAACAAGUGCAUCGAGGACGUCUACAGGUGCGACGGCCAUCCGGAUUGUCCAGAUCACAGCGACGAGGACUGCGCCCCGUCCGCUAACGACACUACACACACCACUUCGCCUACCACCAACUCCUCCGAUCCACGCUGGACACCCGAACGCAGAAGGGAAUGCGAUCCGAGGACAGAGAUGCGCUGUGAUGAUGGCGGUUGCGUUCUUCUACGACGUAAAUGCGACAAUAUCUUCGACUGCCUCGACGGCAGCGACGAGCGCGGCUGCGGGAUAUGCACACCUGCCGAAUGGAAGUGUGCCAGUGGCGAAUGCUUGCCGGAAAACCAAAGGUGCGACGGAAUAAAGCAGUGCAGCGACGGAUCCGAUGAGGAUCUAUGUGUAACCGAAUGUCCACCUGGGUGGUUUCGAUGCAACGAUGGAGUGUGCCUCGACAUUAAGAGACGUUGCGAUGGCCGGCCGCAUUGCUUGGACGGCUCCGACGAGUUCAAUUGCUCUCGUAACAAAUGCCCCGACGGUCAACUACCCUGCGACAAUGGCGUCUGUAUCAAUAAGAACUUCUUCUGCGAUCACAAUAUCGACUGCCAUGACGCUAGUGACGAACGAAAUUGCCCGGAGAGCGGAGAGACUGGCAGUUCAGGCCAGGAAUGCCACGAGGGUAGCUUCAUCUGCAGCGAUGGCAGCUGCAUACCUCCAACUGCAGUAUGCGAUGGACGUGCGGAUUGUCCGCACGACGAAGACGAGAUAAACUGCCAUCGAGGAUGCACUCGGGACCAAUUCCAGUGCGCCAAUGGAGAUUGCAUCCGCGCCGAUCAGAGAUGCAACGGGUUCAUCGAGUGCUCCGACGGUUCCGACGAGCCGGAGGAAUGCGAGCCGCCAAAGCCAACACCAGGUCAAUGUGCCGCGGAUCAAUAUAUGUGCAUUUCGGAUAGAAGAUGCGUUCCAUUAUCCUCCAUCUGUAACGGAGUUCCAGAAUGCCGAGAUGGGUCCGAUGAACAAAAUUGCGAUCGUGAAGCGGUAUGCUCGCACGAGGAGUGGAGGUGCAAGAGCAACGAUUGUAUACCUCAACAUCAACGUUGUGAUCGCCGGAUUGAUUGCCCAUACGACGAUAGCGACGAGUUAGGCUGUCACUAUAGAGCGAUGCAAAGAAAUCACAGUAGGUGCAGCGCGCAUGAAUGGACGUGCAAUGACGGUCAUUGCAUUCCGCUGCAUCAGCGGUGCAACAAAAGGCUCGACUGUCCUAGAGAUAUGACCGAUGAGAUGGAUUGCAGUUAUGAUAAUUAUACCGAUGGAACAUCUGACCUUAGACUGAAGACGUAUCCCAGUGAACAAGUGAUUAAAGAAAAUCCGGCGAAAAUAGGUCGCGAGGUCGUGUUCCAAUGUCGUGACGAGGGUCUUCUACGUGCCAGAGUACGUUGGAUUCGCGGCAACGGCCUUCCUCUGCCGCCCGGCAGCCGAGACAUCAAUGGUCGCCUGGAGAUACCCAACAUUCAACUUGAGCACGCUGGAACUUACAUCUGCGAAGCCUUGGGUUACCCACCGUCCACCUCCGGUCGUCAAGUAACCGUCGUUCUUACUGUUGAGAAAUUUGAGCAACCGGCCACCAGACCACCACAAGUGUGCCAGUACGAUCAAGCUACCUGCAGCAACGGCGACUGUAUUCCCAAAUCGUACGUUUGCGAUGGUAAAUUCGAUUGCACCGAUGGAUCCGACGAGAUGCGGUGCAGUCCGCACGGAUGUGAGCCCAACGAGUUUCGCUGCAAUAAUAAGCAGUGCGUCAGCAAGUUGUGGCGUUGCGACGGCGACAAGGACUGCGCGGACAACAGCGACGAGGAGAACUGCGCGCCGUCUCCCCCGGGAUCUCCGUGCCGUUACAACGAGUUCGCCUGCAGCAGCAAUAAACAGUGCAUCCCGAAAAGCUACCACUGCGACAUGGAGCGCGACUGCUUGGACGGCAGCGACGAAGUUGGAUGCUCUCCCGUUUACAUCGUGAAACCUCCACCGCCGAUGGUCGUCCUCAUGCCGGGCGACAUGUUGGUCCUCACUUGUACAGCAAUCGGUGUUCCGAUACCGGAAAUCAAUUGGCGUCUCAAUUGGGGACAUAUCCCCGCGAAAUGCACAACCGUGUCUACCAACGGAACGGGUACACUAACAUGUCCAGACAUACAGAUAGAGGACCAAGGUGCGUACUCGUGUGAGGCGUUGAACGUCGGAGGCUUCGUCUUCGCCGUGCCGGAUGCCAUUGUUGUCGUGAAGGAAGACGGCAAUGUCUGCCCUAAAGGCAAAUUCAAUUCCGAAGCGAAGACUGCUGAAGAAUGUAUCUCAUGCUUCUGCUUCGGCGUCGCCACCGAAUGCCGCAGCGCCGAUCUCUUCACUUAUCAGAUUCCGCCGCCGUUCGACCGCUACAAGAUUGUGUCGGUUGAGACCGUUCCGACAAUUAGAAUCCACGGUGAUAUUAGCAAUCAGAUAUCCCAGAUCCGCCCACUUGCCCGGGACGGCGUUCAGCUGUUGGAGUCUUUCAGUAAUGAUUUAAAUGUCUACAACGUUCCCUACUUCGCGCUACCGGAGAACUAUCAUGGCAGUCAAUUAAAGUCCUACGGUGGCUACCUAAGAUACUCAAUUCGCUACAGCGGUAACGGCACGCCGAACUACGCCCCUUCCGUCAUCUUAAGUGGCAACAAUUACAUCUUAGUGCACAAAGGUAAGGAGCCAACACCAGAUUACGAGAACGAGAGAUCGGUCAGGUUCUUCUAUGGUGAUUGGUACAAGCAACAAGGAAGAAGCGAAGUCCUAGCUUCCAGGGAGGAAAUCAUGAUGACGUUGGCAAACGUUGACAACAUUCUAAUAAAAGUGAAAUACGAGGACUCUCCGCAACUAGACGUUCGUCUCACUAAUAUCAUUAUGGAUACCGCUGAUACGCGAAAUACUGGCCUAGGAUCCGCGACCUUCGUCGAAGAAUGUCAGUGUCCUACAGGAUACACUGGUCUAUCUUGCGAGCAUUGUGCACCUGGUUAUCUGAGACGCGAAAGCGGACCAUGGCUUGGCCAAUGUUACAGGGAUGAACCACCGUGUCCUCCGGGAUACUAUGGUGAUCCUUCAAGGAAUAUCGCUUGCCAGAUUUGUCCUUGCCCGCUUACCAACCCAUCGAAUCAAUUCGCUCGCACGUGUCAUCUUGGCUCUGACGGCCAACCCACGUGUGAUUGUCCUCCUGGCUACGUUGGACGCAGGUGCGAACAGUGUGCCACUGGUUACCAGGGAAAUCCUCUUAUUCCUGGAGAUAUGUGCGUUCCGCUUCAGCAAUGUGAUCCUAACGGCAGUCUUAGUCCUAACGCCGAUCCACAUACUGGAAAAUGUCAUUGCAAGCAAUAUGCGACGGGUCUCACUUGCAACCAAUGUAAGGCGAAUACCUUUAAUCUGGCCUCGUCGAACCAAUUUGGAUGCAUAGCUUGCUUCUGCAUGGGCAUCACCAACAGAUGCGUCUCUUCUAACUGGUACAGGAACGAGAUUCGCGUAUCGUUUACCAACUCGAUUCGAGGUUUCUCUUUGAUCGAAUCCAAGAGCACUGACACACCAGACAUUGUAGAAGGAAUUCAUCUAAACACCAUUAACCGAGAAAUAGUUUAUGGCGAGUUUCCCAAUCGUGGUAACAACGACGUCUACUACUGGCAAUUGCCCAGCAUUUUCUUAGGAGAUCAAAUAACAUCUUACGGUGGCAAUCUCAAGUACACUGUCAGAUAUGUGCCCUCUCCAGGCGGUCAAAGUUCAAGGAACAACGCUGCGGACGUCGAACUCAUUAGCGCUAACGACAUCAACUUGCUUUACUAUUCCCGCGAGUCUCCCGAGCCUAACUCUCAGCAAUCAUUCACCGUACCAUUGCUCGAGCAAUAUUGGCAACGUAAUGAUGGAACUCAAGCGGACAGGGAGCACCUUCUAAUGGCUUUGGCAGAUGUACGAGCCAUCAGAAUCAAAGCCACUUACACGACGCAUACAGACGAAGCUGCGCUCUCCUUCGUGUCUUUGGACACCGCCGAAAAAUAUAACACAGGUAAAGCUCGUGCAGUCGAGGUUGAAGAAUGUACUUGCCCCGCUGGCUACAGAGGACUUUCAUGCGAGGAUUGCGACGUUGGUUACACCCGGGCCAUUGAAGGUCUCUAUUUAGGCAUCUGCGAACCGUGCAAUUGUAAUAAUCACACGAAUCAAUGCGAUCCCGAAACUGGCACUUGUGAGAAUUGCGCUCAUCAUACUACGGGAGAGUACUGCGAACUGUGUGAACCGGGAUACGAAGGAGACGCUACUCGAGGCACCCCGAAUGAUUGCACGUAUAGAAGUCAGAGACCUGAGCCAUGCAGAUGCAACGAGGCUGGUUCACGUAGCACUUCUUGCGUCGACGGUCGAUGCGAGUGUAAGAGGAACGUCGAGGGUCCAGAAUGUAAUCGAUGCCGCCCGUCGACAUACGGAUUACGCGCCGAGAACAUUGAUGGAUGCAUCGAGUGUUACUGCAGCGGGGUAACUGAUCAAUGUCAUGAGAGUACAUUAUACAUACAACAAAUACCGAUGUGGGUAUAUGACUCCCAUCACGGCUUCACUCUUACGGACUCGACUAGACGCGACAUAAUUGACGAUGGUUUCGAGCUAAAUGUGGCAAUGAAUGAAAUCGGCUACCGCUAUCCGGAUAGCAGAAGCCGCAGGUUGUUCUGGUCGCUUCCGAGUGUUUUCACCGGUAACAAAGUGAAGAGUUACGGCGGAAACUUGACUUUGACGCAGCAUAUCACUGCGUAUCCUGGCGCUCAGAGUUACAGAGAUCAAGACAUUUUGCUGAUUGGCAACGGCAUUACAUUAUUCUGGACAAAUCCGGUGGAGCUCCAGCCUGAAAUUCCGCUGACCUACACCGUUCCUUUGAAAGAGCACGAAUGGAGAAGACUAACCACCGAAGGACCGCGCAGCGCUUCCAGGACGGAUCUCAUGAUAGUGCUUUCCAAUUUAGAAGCUAUCUUGGUCCGCGCGUCCCACAGUGAGAGAAUGACCGCAACAUAUAUCAGUGAUAUUAGCAUGGACACGGCCGUAGAAAAUCUAAUUGGAAACCGACGUGCGACUCAAGUUGAAGCUUGCCGCUGUCCGACCGGUUACACGGGCACCUCCUGCGAAACCUGCGCUCGCGGUUAUUAUAGAGACACCAGCGAUCGGACUAUCAGUUACUUGGGCGCGUGUAAUCCCUGUCCAUGCAACAAAAAUGAAGAGAGCUGCGAAAUCAGCAGAUCUGGCCAUAUCAAAUGCCACUGCCUGCCAGGAUAUAUAGGACAGUAUUGCCAAGACAUAAUGACAAUACGUUGGUCAGGUGAGCUCAUGGUAAGCCUAAUGCCGAUGAACGGCGAAGUCGAGCCGUAUUCUACGAUCCAAUUUACGUGCAACUAUGACUAUCCAGACAUGUUUUACAUCUAUUUUAAAUUGUCGUCGUUCGACGGAUUUCCCAUAACUGCACGGAGUGGCGAAAUCGGCCCGAUAAUGAAGACAGAGAAAGGAGCUGUUCGUACUUGGUUCGUCCACAUGGGGAAUGUCCCCUGCAACGUGGAGUGUCAUAUCGUGAAUGACCGCGGCAAAGAACUGGUCAAAAUUGUGACGUCGAUUACGCCAGUUGGAGAACCGCAAACAACUAGUACGCAGAGCCCAAUAUCUCCACCGAAAAUCACAGUUUACAUACAAGAAAAUGAAUUCCAGAUCGUCCAUACAGGAAAAACCGUCCGAUAUCAUUGCACAGGCAGAUCCAGAGAACAUGAAUCGGUGAACAUUAGAUGGGAGAAAGAAGGUGGUCAAUUACCGCCUGAUAGAAGCGUGGACGACUCGAAUGGACUUUUAGUAAUUAGAGAUGUGAAGGUGUCUGAUAGCGGCAUAUAUGUCUGCCAAGUGAGCGACGGAACAAACAUUGGAUAUAAAAAAGUCACACUAACUGUUGGAGGAACCAACCCGGUAGAGCCUAGAGUCGCUAUAAGUCCAUUGUAUCAGCAAGUGAGAGAAGGUGAACCUGUUGAGUUCCGUUGCGAAGCCACUGGUAAUCCGCCACCUCAACUGAAUUGGAUAAGAGUACACGGAAGUAUGAGUCCGGAGGCGACAUUCUACAAUGGCGUAUGGAGUCUUCCAGCCGCGUCGAAGAACGAUGCAGCCGAGUACAAGUGCGUCGCUAGGAACAACGUUGGCGUAGACGAGAAGACGACCAUCUUAUACGUUCAAGAUAAUCCUAAUAAACCACCACCUCAAGGCUUACCGCCGACUAUAACUCCGUCCGAAUGGUCCGGAACCAGCGAAGAUGUCGUCAGGUUGAUCUGCACACCGUCUCAACAUGUGAAUGUCACCUGGACGAGAUCCGGCGGAUUGCCGUUGCCUUAUACCGCCAGUCAACGUGACGGUAUUUUGACGAUCACCAAUCCCACCCCGAGCGAUUCCGGCAUAUACGUGUGCACCGCGACGAGUGUUCGCGGAACGGAGACGAGCACCACUGCCAGGAUUACGAUAAUGUCUCGGAGAGAACCACCAUUGGUCACGGUCAGACCGUUUCGGCAGGAGGUGAAACAGGGCACUGUGGCUGAAGUACGAUGCAUCACCAGCGGAGACCCAGGUCUACAGGUGAAAUGGAGCAAGUACACGGAAACGAUGAGCUCUCGUGUCCAGCAGGUAGGAGACAUGCUCAGGAUCAUUAACGUCCAGGUCUCGGAUCGAGGAGUAUAUCUCUGCCGGGUUACUGGCCCCACAGGCAAUUACGAGGCCAGUGCCAUCAUCGAAGUUGAACCUCGUGAAGCUCCAGUUUUAGAGCUAUAUCCACAAGAUAUACAAACGGUCAUCCUCGGCGGUUCCGCCGAUCUUCAGUGUCGCGCGAAGGCCGGUUUCCCAGCGCCCGAGUUGCGAUGGUCUCGCGUAGACAAUCGACCAUUCGCCUCCAACAUCGAGCAACUUCCUAGUGGACUCCUCAGACUGUCGAACAUCACAGCGAACGACGACGGUGCCUACAUCUGUUCCGCGUCAAACGAAGUCGGCUCGACGUCAGUCAUCGCGCAUAUCGAGGUGCAGUCUAUGCCUGUGAUCACUAUCACACCGCAACACGGUAUCUUACAGGUGAAACGCGGAAGUCGAGUCCGUUUGAUGUGCAGCGCGAACGGUCAUCCGCAACCCAAUGUGGCUUGGAGCAAAUAUGUGAAUGGAAUAACGAUACAGGACACAUAUAGCAGAACAGCGGCUACUCCUUUAAGUGCCGUUUACGAGAUAUUCUCUGUUUCACCCGACGAUGAAGGAUCCUACACUUGCACAGCUACGAACGCCGUAGGAAUAGCCGAAGAGCGUGUCCAGAUCCGCAUUGAAGAUGAUGACGAUUAUGUGCCUUGCACUGGCGACAGAGGCGAUAUUCCAUGCGACGAUGAUCGACAGCGACCACAACCUGAUUCUAGGGACCCGAAUCAAACAGAGGGAGGAGUAUUGAUUCCCAAAGACUACUUGAGAAUCCCGGACGGUGGCAAAGUGGAGAUGCGUUGUCAGGUCUUCGGACCAGAUGGAGACCACAUCUAUCUGGACUGGAAGAGAAGCGAUCAUCGUUCUCUCCCCGAAGGUAGCACAGUGCACAAUGGAGUGUUAAGUAUCCCAACUGUUGAUAGAAACGCUGCUGGAGAGUACAUCUGUUUGGGCUUGGAUCCUGCCGGCACGGUACUCUUCCGGGCGAAAUCUCAUCUUGAAAUUAUAUCUCCACCAAGAAUUGAAUUAAAUCCAACGCGCCAGACAGUAGGACCUGGAGAAAAUCCAUCUAUAAUUUGCACCGCUACAGGAGAUGAACCUCUGCACAUCGAGUGGAAAGCCAUAGGACGUCCGUUACCAUAUUCUGUAUCGGACAGCGGUGGCAUCUUGCAAUUCCAUGGCAUCACAUAUUCCGACGCUGGCAAAUACGUGUGCAAAGCAACGAACGCAGCAGGAACGGCGGAAGCGGUAGCAGAAGUUUUAGUUAAUGAACAUCCUUACGACAAUGCAAGGAUCCGCGCUGAACAAAGAGACGUAGUAACUCAUGCUGGUAAUUCUGUACGCUUACGUUGCGAGGUGCGCGAACGUGCGACGAUCCAUUGGAGCCGAGAGGGGCUAUCGUUGCCUACCAACGCGCGAAUUGGAGAAGAUUACUUGGAGCUGACGCAAGUGAAACCGGAAGACAGCGGAAGAUACAUCUGUCAGAUCCAGACGAGCCGCGGUGUAUCCAGCGAUUAUAUUAAUUUCAACGUUUCUCUGUACCGAUCGCAGUGCAGGCACUGGGAGUAUCAAUGCAGAAGCCUACAAUGCAUUCCGAUGGAAUACUUUUGCGACGGCUAUGUUCAGUGCAACGACGGUACUGACGAACGCUUCUGCCGCAACGCGCGCUAUCGCCAAUAUCUUCAGAGACGACGCGCUGCUGCAGUGCCUUCAGUAAGCAUCGAGGUGUCUCAAGAUCCAAUAAACAUCGGCGACACCGUUGAUAUACAUUGCACAUACACUGGAACACGCAAUCCACGUUAUCGCUGGACGAGACCGAAUCAUGUGAGCCUACCAGCAAACGCACAGGAGUACGGCAACGUCUUGAGGCUAACUAAUGUAGUCGUUAGCGAUAGCGGACCCUACAGAUGCACAGUUGACACACCCGAAGGCCUACUCGCGAAGGACUUCAAUUUGAUCGUCCACGGCGGAAUCCUCGAUGAACCAGCGAUUGAAACCAAAUUGGCGCCGUACGGAUCAAGUCUGGAAAUGGAUUGCCGGUUAGAUCUCGAUCCGCCAAUACAAUUCCAGUGGAACAAACUCGGCGGACUUCUGCCACGUGACAGUCAGACUUACGAGAACAAAUUAAAAUUAACUAAUGUAAAGGCUGAAGACGCUGGAACGUACAUUUGCUCCGGAAAUAAUGAAGAAUCGCGAGUCGAAAUACCUACGGUGCUAGUUGUAACAGGAGUUGUGCCUAAUUUUAGUCAGGCACCUGAAAGUUACAUCGCUUUCCCUCCUCUACCUGACUCCUACCUCAAGUUCAACAUUGAAAUCUCUUUCAAACCGGAAAGUUACGAUGGCAUUCUGUUGUACAACGACGAAUCUGGUCACGGUGACGGCGACUUUAUCAUUUUAUCUCUAAAUAACGGAUAUCCACAAUUCAAAUUCAAUCUCGGUUCUGGACCAGCUGUCAUUCGCGCGGAUAAGCCUGUCACCUUGAGCGAGUGGCACACCAUUAAGAUUCAACGCAAUCGAAAGGAAGGGACAAUGCUGGUGGACGGCGAAGGCCCUUACAAGAUGGUCGCUUUAGGCAGACGCCAAGGUCUCGAUCUUAAAGAACCUCUUUACAUCGGCGGAGUGCCCAGCUACAGCAGAAUCAACGUGCAAGCCGAGGCGAACACUGGUUUCGUCGGGUGCAUCAGCCGACUAGUCCUCGGAGAGAAACAGGUCGAUCUGAUUGGCGAUCAGACUGACAGUGUGGGCAUUACAACUUGCGAAACCUGCGCCGAGAAUCCCUGCAACAAUGGUGGUGUGUGUCAGGAAGCAGCCACGAAAAACGGCUACACAUGUCUAUGUCGAGCCGGUUUCAGCGGCAAACAUUGCGACAAUAUCGGACAAUCCUGCUAUCCAGGUGCUUGCGGAGAAGGUGAGUGCAUUGAUGAAGAAGUCGGCGGCUUCCAUUGUUACUGUCCAAUCGGGAAGACGGGACCAAGAUGCGAGCAUUCGGUAAACAUCUACGAUCCGGCUUUCCAUGACGACAGAGCUUUCAUCGCUCACGAGACUCCAAAAGCUCUUAGACGGCUUAAGGUAGCCAUGAGUUUUAAUCCGGCGGACUCUGGAGACGGAAUCUUGAUGUAUUGUUCUCAAAAUGACGAAGGCCUCGGAGAUUUUGCAGCACUCGUGAUAAAGGAUAGGCACGUCGAAUUUCGCUUCGAUAUCGGCUCUGGAAUAGCGACAAUAAAAUCGCCUCAUCCUAUUCAACCUGGUGUAUGGGCGCAUGUGACAGUGAAUCGAGAUUUCAAGGAUGCGAAACUGUCGGUAAAUGGUGAGCCAUUUGUGGAGGGCAAGUCACUCGGAGCUGCGAGAACUAUGAACCUAAAUACGCCUCUUUAUAUCGGAGGGGUUGAUCACAGAAGAAUCACGAUCAAUCGAAACGCCGGUGUUGAUCGUAGCUUUCGUGGAUGCAUAAGCGAACUCGAAGUUUCGUCAGUCAGUUUGGAUAUAAUGAAGUCAUCAAUCGACGCGGCUAAUAUCGAGGACUGUUCAGAGCCUCACCCGAAUCAAACAAUGAUUCAUACCAUUAUCACUACUCCAGCAUCCACGCAAUCGCCAACAACGCUGUACUAUCCUUGUUCAUCGAAUCCUUGCAUCCAUGGCCAGUGUCAAAAUUUGAACGAUGAUUAUUCGUGUACAUGCGAAUAUGGAUACGCAGGCAGAAACUGCGAGAAGAUGCAAAAACAAUGUGAAUUUCUCACCCCAUGUAGAAACGGUGGUACUUGUACAGAUCUCCAUGACUCCUACAAAUGCGAUUGUCGCCUCGGUUACAACGGGCAAAAUUGCGAAAAGUUAGCAGAGAUUACGUAUGAUGUUGCCUUCAGAGGAGACGGCUGGCUGGAACUAGACAGAUCUGUUAUGAUUCACGAAGAAGAGCGUGAGGUUUUCGGUCUUGAGAUCAGCACUAAUAAGAGUUACGGAUUGAUCAUGUGGCAUGGUCAAACGCCGAACGAUCUAACUGCCGAUGAUUACAUCGCUGUUGCUGUAGUAGAUGGAUACGUGGAGUAUCAAUACAACUUGGGCUCUGGUCCCGCUGUAAUUCGCAUCACGGCCCAGCGCGUCGAUGAUGGGGAACGGCACAGGAUAAUCCUAAAACGUCAAAGAAGCGACGGUAGCAUCGAACUGAAUGGCGAACAUACUGAAAGCGGUGUCAGUGACGGACUUCAGCAAAUUCUUGAUGCAAGGGGUAACGUUUACUUGGGUGGUUUACCUGAUUAUGCAAUGACUUACGGUAAAUACCACGACGGAUUCUCCGGUUGCAUUUACACGCUGGAGGUGCAGGACUCAGGAGCUAUCGAUAUCGGCGAGAAGGCCAUCAGGGGAAUAAAUGUCUCACCAUGCACCAGAGUAAGAUGGAUACCAUCUUCGCUGGUAUUCACAGAUGCGGAUACGGACGGAUUCGAUGCAUUUGUACCACCGCCGCCGGUGAACAUUAUUCAUCCGAAACCCGCGUCCAAUCUUGCCGCGUACGAUAUGACGAGUUAUUCAUUAUUAAUUAUACUUCAAAAUCUCAUCGCUUUGACUAGGGACAUUAAGGAACAAAGUGUACUUUUCACGCUGUUAUGCGUAGACGCAGUUAACGUUCUCAACGGUUUGUUAAGCUAAAUGAAUAGAACAUUAUCGAUUUCACUUGUCGGAAAUACACAUUUCCCUUUAGACCAAAUCAUGUUAUUAUCAAAUCACGCUGCAAAUGUACAGUAUUCUUUAAAGGGUGUGUAUUUCUGCGAGUUUGCAUAAUAUGUACAGCUAAUAAAUUUGUAAAUUAUUUAAUGCUUAACAUCGACGUUGGAAGUAACACGGCGAA